AUGUCAUCCUCGCUCAACACCCUGGGCGCAGCCGCGGAGGACCGCAAGGCCCGGCUCGCACGCCUACGAGGUCUCAAAAGAAAGCAGCCAAACGACGAGGUCGCCGCCCCCGAGUCGGAAAGGUCCCCGUCGCAGCCAGAGGAGCCCGACGUUACGCGGCUGCACCUGUCUGGACGCAACUAUGACUUCGAGACAAAGGGCCCGAAAUUGGGCUUCGAGCAUAUGCCGAACCAAGGCUUGGACGCGCCGACCCUAGAAGAACAAGCGGCCGAGGUGGAUGCCCAAGUCCAGAGACAAGCGGCCGACGAGGCGCAAGACGACAAGGGCAUCGACCUGCUCAAACUACAACCGAAAAAGCCAAACUGGGACUUGAAGCGAGACUUGGACAAGAAAAUGGAGAUUCUCAACGUCCGGACCGACAAUGCCAUCGCGAAGCUAGUCCGUGACAGAAUAACGCGCGCCCAAAAGGCGGCGCAAAAGGACGGCGACCCGGCGAAUGCGCUGGCCGACGGAGAGGCUGCUGGAAUGGAUGGCCUGGCUCUCGUUGAAGGUCUCCGGGUCAGGGAACAAGCGGGAAAGGAAGAAGAGGAGCGAGAAAGGGAGGAGGCAAUGGCAUAA
This is a messenger RNA of Hirsutella rhossiliensis, 618 nucleotides long. RefSeq names its product cwf18 pre-mRNA splicing factor domain-containing protein. The coding region runs from base 1 to 618 and encodes 205 amino acids. The record is from RefSeq and is a predicted model, not a curated record. The transcript has a single exon. Gene Ontology annotation, cellular component: U2-type spliceosomal complex; post-mRNA release spliceosomal complex. Lineage: Eukaryota; Fungi; Ascomycota; Sordariomycetes; Hypocreales; Ophiocordycipitaceae.